GGCGGAGCGCGACCCCCACCGGUGCCGGGGGAUGCCGGAAUGCCGGUGCCCGCCUGCCCUGCCCUGAGCGCGGUGCCGCAUCCCGGCUGCGCCAUGGAGCAUCCAAGCGGGAGCGGGGCCGAGCCGUGGGCCGAGGGGGAGCCCAACAGCAACAACAACGCUGCGCCGGCGGCGUGGCCGGGACUGGCACCGUUUGGUGGCCCUGGUGCUGAGCCCAGUUACCUGGGCCGCGUGGUGCUGGAGAUCGUGGAGUCGGAGCGGACCUAUGCCCGCGACCUGCGCAGCAUCGUGGAGGGUUACCUGGGGAAGAUCAUCGACGCCGAGGAGGCGGUGCUGCGGCCGGAGCAGGUCAGCGCGCUCUUUGGGAACAUCGAGGACAUCUACGAGCUCAGCAGCGCCCUGCUGCAGGACCUGGAGAGCUGCGCCAGCGACCCGGUGGCCGUGGCCGUUUGCUUCGUCACCCGGAGCCAGGAGUUCUCCAUCUACACCCAGUACUGCAAUAACUACCCCAGCUCGGUGGCGGCGCUGGCAGAGUGCAUGCGGAGCAAGGCGCAGGCGCGGUUGCUGCGCGAGUGCCAGGAGCGGCUGCGCCACGCGCUGCCCCUCGGCGCCUUCCUGCUCAAGCCCGUCCAGAGGAUCCUCAAGUACCACCUCCUGCUCCAGGAGAUCGCCAAGCACUUCGAGCACAAAUCCGGCGACGACUACGACGUGGUGCUGGAGGCCAUCGACACCAUGACCUGCGUGGCCUGGUACAUCAACGACAUGAAGCGCAAGCACGAGCACGCCAUCCGGCAGCAGGAGAUCCAGUCCCUGCUGCUGGGCUGGAAGGGGCCGGACCUGACCAGUUAUGGGGAGCUGGUGCUGGAGGGCACGUUCCGGGUGCAGCGCGCGCGCCACGAGCGCGCCGUGUUCCUCUUCGACAAGACCCUGCUCAUCACCAAGCGCCGCGGUGACCACUACGGCUACAAGAGCCACAUCCCGUGCUCCUCGCUGAUGCUGAUCGAGAGCACCCGGGACUCGCUCUGCUUCAGCCUGGCGCACUACAAGCACAUCAAGCAGCAGCACUGCCUGCAGGCCAAGAGCGUGGAGGAGAAGCGGCUGUGGACCCAUCACAUCAAGCGGCUCAUCCUGGAGAACCACCACGCCAUCAUCCCGCAGAAGGCUAAAGAAGCCAUCCUGGAGAUGGAUCUGUUCUACCCCCCUCGCCUGCCCCGCUGCAGCCCCGAGCGCCUCAAGAAGAGCUGGUCCUGCCAGCCCCUGGAGGAGCCGGUGGCCGAGCCGCGCCGGGGCCGGCGCCAGUCGGAGCCCUUCCAGCGGCGGGAGCACGGCGAGGGGCCACCGGAGCACGCGCGGGGGCACAUGGGGCGCAGGCAGUCGGAGCCGGCCAAGCAGAUCCUGCAGCACCUGGGUGCGCAAGGCCUCAAGCACGCGGGCAGCGAUGGGGCUCUGCUGGCAAUGGGGGAGCCCCCCCAGCACCCCCGAGCCUGGGCAGCGCCUGAGGGGCUGGUGGAGGAGGAAGAGGAGCAGGAGGAAGAGGAGGACGUGGGCAGGGACGGUCCCGAGGAGCUGCCUGGGGCCCAGGAGCUGCUGGGGGAGCCCCAGGAGGAGCAGGCCGGGGAGCACCCACCGGUACCGGAGCCACCCAAGCGCCCCAGCAGCUGGGGCCCGGGGAGCCGCGAGAAGGUGGGUGCAGCCCCACAGCCCCGUGCCGGGGGUCCCGAUGGGCCCAGCACCCACCCCGUGCCCCCUCGGCAGGCCGGCAGCGCCGGGGAGCCCCCCCAAGCCGAGGUGUCGGGGGCACCCAAAGCCCCAUCCUCGAUGGGGACCCCGGCGCCGCCGCGGGGUGCAGAGGAUUUGCAGGUGCUGAGCAGCGAGGAAGAGGAGGAGGAGGAGGAAGAGGAGGAUGAGGAUGGGGGCCCGGGCAGCAUCCUGCCGCCCUCGGUGCUGGACCAGGCCAGCAUCAUCGCCGAGCGCUUCGGAGGCGGCGGGAGCCUGUCCCGGCGGAGCAGCGUGGCCAUGGAGGGGCCGUUGGCACGGCCGGGCAGCCCCGGCGGCAGCGGCCUCAGCCCGGAUGGAUGCGGACCCCCCCCCAUUGAAAGCGGGGAGCCCGGGGGGGGCUCCCCUAGGGCCGUGCCUUCCCCAGAGCCCUUGCCCGGAGCCCGCCGGGCCUCGCUGCUCUCCAACCGGGACCGUUUGCUCCUGGAUAAGAUCCGCGCUUACUACGGCAGCGCCGAGCACCGCGACGGCGGCUUCAGCGUCCGGCGCAGGGAGAGCCUGUCCUUCAUCCCCAAGGGGCUGGUGAGGAGCUCCGUGUCCCGCUUCAACAGCCUCCCGCUGCCCCCCGGCAGCCCGGAGCCCCACAAGCAUCCGGGGCCGCUGUGGCCCGUGGUGGGCCCGGGGGAGCUGUGCCACGAGAAUGGGGUCCAGAGCCCCAGGACUGGGAGGCAGAGCCCUGAGAAUGGGAUCCAGACCCCUGAGAACAGGAUCCAGAGCCAUGAAAACAGGAUCCAGAGCCCUGAGCAUGGGGUCCAGAGCCCCAGGAAUGGGAUGCAGACCCCUGAGAGUGGGAUGCAGACCCCUGAGAACAGGAUCCAGAGCCAUGAAAACAGCAUCCAGAGCCCUGAGCAUGGGGUCCAGAGCCCCAGGAAUGGGAUGCAGCCCCCUGAGAGUGGGAUGCAGACCCCUGAGCAUGGGCCGCUCCUCAUCCUGGAGGACGAUGACUUGGCCCCGGGGGCCGUGCCCCCCGCCCGGCACGCCGGCACCAGGGUGUACCGGCUGGCCCGGCAGUACAGCCUCCGCAUCAAGAGCCGCCGCUGCGGGCCCCACCGCUCCCCGCUGCCCGCGUCCCCGGACGGCGCCGGCUCCUCCGAGCCCUUCCCUUGGCCGGACGUGCGGGAGCUCCGCGCCCGCUUCGGUGCCGCUCGGCCGCCGCCCGUAACCCGGAGCCGCUCCGCACCGGAGGGGCCGGACCGGGACCGGGACCGGGCCGGGCGCCCGGCAGCGAAGGAGCGCGGAGGCGGCGGCCGCAGCCGCAGCGCUGAAGCCGGGGGGGGACCCAGCACCCACGGCAGCCGUGGGGCGCUGUGGGUGGCGGCCGAGGCGGCGCUCGGCGCCGGGCAGCGGGUGCUGGUGCUGGAGAAGGGGCCGGCUCCCCACGCCGAGCCCCACAGCUACGUGCAGAUCCGGUCCCCCACCACCAGGGAGAAGAUCUGCCUGAAGGCCGUGGUGGAGCGGUGCAAAGCGUACCAGGGCUCCGAGGAGUACCGGCGGCGCUGCGCAGAGCCCCACGGACCCCAUGGAGCAUCACAGCCCCAUGGAGCAUCACAGCCCCCCGGUGCCCCGCAGCCCCCCAGGCAUGGCCUUGUCAAGGACCUAAGGCAGAAGUUUCAGAGCCUCGACGCUGCCAGCUAAGGGGAGGAAAAGGGGAGAUGGGGAGAAACGUGGACCGGAGGGAAGGGGUGCCCAGCAAUGGGUGCUCAGGGGAGCCCCAUGGACCUGUAACGUACGUGGCAGAAGGGGCGCCCCA
Pezoporus occidentalis (night parrot) is the source of this 3526-nucleotide messenger RNA. RefSeq names its product pleckstrin homology and RhoGEF domain containing G3 (gene PLEKHG3). Lineage: Eukaryota; Metazoa; Chordata; Aves; Psittaciformes; Psittacidae. The transcript is spliced from 20 exons. Gene Ontology annotation, molecular function: guanyl-nucleotide exchange factor activity; small GTPase binding. The record is from RefSeq and is a predicted model, not a curated record. The coding region runs from base 40 to 3411 and encodes 1123 amino acids.